This is a messenger RNA of Echinops telfairi (small Madagascar hedgehog), 1573 nucleotides long. It is a transcript of the gene TWF2, whose product is annotated as twinfilin actin binding protein 2. Gene Ontology annotation, cellular component: cytoplasm; actin filament; myofibril. The record is from RefSeq and is a predicted model, not a curated record. Gene Ontology annotation, biological process: barbed-end actin filament capping; actin filament depolymerization; positive regulation of neuron projection development. NCBI's taxonomy places the organism in Eukaryota, Metazoa, Chordata, Mammalia, Afrosoricida, Tenrecidae. Bases 201 to 1244 code for a protein of 347 amino acids. Gene Ontology annotation, molecular function: actin filament binding; actin monomer binding. The transcript has 8 exons.
CACAAAGCUGCCCCAGCAGCAGGCGCCUUGCUUGUCACCGGAGCUGCUAAAUUUGGGAGCUUGUGUCCCACAGGCAUCUCAGGUUCCCAGUCACAUGGGGGGCCGUAUUUAACUCGCGCUCCCAGCCGGGUGACCAGACCCCCGGAGAGAGCUGGCUGGCUCGCGGGCACUUCUGCUACCCUGCCACCGCAGCGCCCACCAUGUUUCUUGUUCUCCUAGCCACCGAGGAGCUGAAGGAGUUCUUUGCAAAGGCCCGGGCUGGCGCCAUCCGACUCAUCAAAGUGGUCAUUGAAGACGAGCAGCUUGUGCUGGGCGCCUCGCGGGAGCUGGCGGGCAGCUGGGACCAGGACUAUGACCGGGCCGUGCUGCCCCUGCUGGAGCCACAGGAGCCGUGCUACCUGCUCUACCGCCUGGACUCCCGCAAUGCCCAGGGCUUCGAGUGGCUCUUCCUCGCCUGGUCGCCGGACAGCUCCCCCGUACGACUGAAGAUGCUGUAUGCAGCCACACGGGCGACCGUGAAGAAGGAGUUUGGGGGCAGCCACAUCAAGGAUGAGCUCUUUGGGACUGUGAAGGACGACCUCUCCUUCGCUGGGUACCAGAAGCACCUGUCCUCCUGUGCAGCGCCCGCGCCGCUGACCUCGGCCGAGAGAGAGCUCCAGCAGAUUCGCAUCAACGAGGUGAAGACGGAGAUCAGCGUGGAGAGCAAGCACCAGACGCUGCAGGGCCUCGCCUUCCCCCUGCAGCCCGAGGCCCAGCGGGCGCUGCAGCAGCUUAGGCAGAAGACGAUCAACUACAUUCAGCUGAAGCUGGACCAGGAGCGGGAGACGGUCGAGCUGGUGCACACAGAGCCCACCGAGGUGGCCCAGCUGCCCUCGCGGGUGCCCCGGGACUCCGCUCGCUACCACUUUUUCCUCUACAAGCACACCCAUGAGGGGGACCAACUGGAGUCUGUGGUGUUCAUCUACUCCAUGCCGGGCUACAAGUGCAGCAUCAGGGAGCGCAUGCUCUACUCCAGCUGCAAGAGCCGCCUGCUGGACUCUGCCGAGCAGGACUUCCAUCUGGACAUCACCAAGAAGAUCGAGAUCGGCGACGGGGCGGAGCUGACCGCCGACUUCCUCUACGACGAGGUCCACCCCAAGCAGCAGGCCUCCAGGCAGGCCUUCGCCAAGCCCAAGGGCCCGGGCGGCAAGCGGGGCCACAAGCGCCUCGUCCGGGGCCCCGGCGAGAACGGAGAGGACAACUAGGGCGCUGGCGCCUGCCCGCCGGCGUGUGGACCGGCCGCCCACCCCACUGCGCCUGCAGCCGGGCUGGGGGGAUGGCUUCUUGGUGGCUGAACACCCCCUGCAGCUUAUGGGGGCCCCUGGGCUGGCAUCUGUGACCCUCGCCCCGUUGGCCCUGUCUCCCAACCUUGUGCCUAGGGGUCCAGGGCCCUUCCCCACUGCUCAGGAGGGCUGGCUGGGGGGCACCUCGCAUGACCCCGACCCCCCAGGGGGGACCGAGACUAGCCUCUGGCCACGAGAGGAUGGAUGGGAGAACGCUGUAUUUUCUAAAGAAUAAAAUAUUUUUAAAUCAA